Penicillium digitatum Pd1 is the source of this 1497-nucleotide messenger RNA. RefSeq names its product HesA/MoeB/ThiF family protein. Gene Ontology annotation, cellular component: cytoplasm; cytosol. Gene Ontology annotation, molecular function: URM1 activating enzyme activity; thiosulfate-cyanide sulfurtransferase activity; adenylyltransferase activity. Lineage: Eukaryota; Fungi; Ascomycota; Eurotiomycetes; Eurotiales; Aspergillaceae. The record is from RefSeq and is a predicted model, not a curated record. Gene Ontology annotation, biological process: protein urmylation; tRNA wobble position uridine thiolation.
AUGGGAUCGUUCAACGAAACUUGCGCUUCUUUGCGCGCUCAAAUCAUCGCGACAGAAGCACAGCUUACUGAGCUCAAACGCGACCUAGCAAACGCCGAACAAGCGGCGCGAUCAGAGACGGCAACAGCUGCGGAAAUCCAUCCUGAGGACCAGAAGGUCGAAGUAAGACAAUGGCCAUUGCUCCAGGAGGAAUAUAAGAGAUAUGGACGCCAGAUGAUAGUUCCGCAAGUUGGGUUGAAUGGCCAACUGAAGCUUCGAUCGGCGAAAGUUCUACUUGUUGGAGCUGGAGGGCUGGGAUGUCCAGCUGCGCAGUAUCUUGCUGGUGCUGGCGUUGGCACGAUUGGACUCAUCGAUGGUGAUUCAGUCGAGGUAUCGAAUCUCCAUCGCCAAGUGCUACACCGAUCGAAGAAUGUGGGGAAAUACAAGGUGGACAGUGCAAUCGAGUCCUUGCGAGAACUGAAUCCGCAUCUGACGUACAUUCCUCAUCGAACACACCUCUCGCCCGAGACAGCAGCCGCGGUCUUCCAGGAGUAUGAUAUCAUUCUUGACUGCACAGAUAACCCGGCAACGCGUUAUCUGAUCUCGGACACUGCAGUGCUUCUCGGAAAACCAUUGGUCUCUGCAUCCGCGCUGCGGACCGAGGGCCAGCUGAUGGUGUUGAACAACCCGCCUCGGGCACCAGGCGACAAGUCUGGAGGACCGUGCUAUCGAUGUGUGUUCCCGAAACCACCACCAGCUGAUAGCGUGGUCAGUUGUGCGGAUGGGGGUAUUAUAGGGCCAGUUGUUGGGACGAUGGGGGUGUUGCAAGCCCUGGAGGCGAUCAAGGUUAUCACUGUACCUGACAUUGAUGGAGGUUUUGAUAUGAGCGCUGCUCGUCCACGGGAUCACCCGUCUUUACACAUCUUCUCCGCAUACUCAUCGCCCCUCGUCCGUACAAUCCGCCUUCGUUCGCGCCGGGCCAAUUGUGCCGUGUGUUCUGCCGGGGCAACUGUCACACUAGACACAAUUAAAUCCGGGUCAACGGACUAUGUGUUCUUCUGUGGAUCUGCAAAUCCACCCUCGUUACUUGGUCCCGAGGAACGUAUCUCUGCUCGAGAAUACAACGAGAGACACCCAAAUCUUACUUCAGAUUCGCCACAACUCCACACGAUAAUUGACGUCCGAGAUGAAGCUCAGUUUGGGAUAUGCAGUCUGAAAAAUAGCAUCAACAUUCCAAUCUCCAAUAUUCUGUCCUCGGGUUAUGGUGCUACACUACAGGGGUGUGAUAAUGGGCCACAGGCUGCACAAUUACCUUCUUGGUUACCGUCUGAGGUUGUCUCCCCUGAGUCUACGAACCCAAUUUACGUCGUCUGCCGUCUAGGAAACGACUCGCAGAUCGUCGUGAAGAAAAUGAAAGAGCUAGGGCUAGAUCAGCAUGGAAAGAGGUUCAUUGGUGACAUUCGCGGAGGACUACGAUCAUGGAGAGAACAGGUGGAUUCUUCGUGGCCUGAAUACUAA